Chelonoidis abingdonii (Abingdon island giant tortoise) is the source of this 7629-nucleotide messenger RNA. It is a transcript of the gene NFIA, whose product is annotated as nuclear factor I A. Gene Ontology annotation, molecular function: DNA-binding transcription factor activity, RNA polymerase II-specific; RNA polymerase II cis-regulatory region sequence-specific DNA binding. Gene Ontology annotation, biological process: regulation of transcription by RNA polymerase II. Lineage: Eukaryota; Metazoa; Chordata; Testudines; Testudinidae. The record is from RefSeq and is a predicted model, not a curated record. Gene Ontology annotation, cellular component: nucleus.
UGCGGUGCAGAGCGGAGCAGGAGCAGGAGGCGCGCGGGCAGGUUCCCGGGGAGCCUGGAAGCUGGGGGUGGGUGGGAAGUGUGUGCUAUGCCUUUAACGCCUGGGUACAGUAGACAUGUAUAGUGUGUAGUGUAGGGAAAGUCUAGGCGGGGUUAAAGUUCAGCUCAUGGAGCUGCUCAGCGCUCGCUGCAGUUUAGCAGAGUUGGAAAUGUGAAAGCAAGAAGCAGGCUAGAUUCUCCCCCCCCUUCUCUCUCCCUCUCUCUCUCUUUUCCUCUCUCUCUCCCUUUCUCUCUCUCUCUCUCUUUCACUCUCUCUCUCACACACACCUCCAAACCACAAAACCCCCCACAGCAGUCAUGUAUUCUCCUCUCUGUCUCACCCAGGAUGAAUUUCAUCCAUUCAUUGAAGCACUUCUGCCUCACGUCCGAGCAUUUGCAUACACGUGGUUCAACCUGCAAGCCCGAAAACGAAAAUACUUCAAAAAACAUGAAAAACGUAUGUCAAAAGAGGAAGAGAGAGCAGUGAAGGACGAAUUGCUGAGCGAAAAACCUGAGGUCAAACAAAAAUGGGCAUCCAGACUUCUGGCAAAACUCCGGAAAGAUAUCAGGCCUGAAUACCGAGAGGAUUUUGUUCUCACAGUCACAGGAAAAAAGCCUCCAUGUUGUGUUCUUUCCAAUCCAGACCAGAAGGGCAAGAUGAGAAGAAUUGACUGCCUACGCCAGGCAGAUAAGGUCUGGAGGUUGGACCUUGUUAUGGUGAUUUUAUUUAAAGGUAUUCCGCUCGAAAGUACUGAUGGCGAACGCCUUGUAAAGUCCCCACAGUGCUCUAACCCAGGGCUGUGCGUACAGCCACAUCAUAUAGGAGUUUCUGUUAAGGAACUCGAUUUAUAUUUGGCAUACUUUGUGCACGCAGCAGAUUCAAGUCAAUCUGAAAGUCCCAGCCAGCCAAGUGAAGCUGAUAUUAAGGACCAGCCAGAAAAUGGACAUUUGGGCUUCCAGGACAGUUUUGUCACAUCAGGUGUUUUCAGUGUGACUGAACUAGUCAGAGUCUCACAGACACCAAUAGCUGCAGGAACAGGCCCAAAUUUCUCCCUCUCAGAUUUGGAAAGUUCUUCAUACUAUAGCAUGAGCCCAGGAGCAAUGAGGAGGUCUUUACCUAGCACAUCCUCUACCAGCUCUACAAAACGCCUCAAAUCUGUGGAGGAUGAAAUGGACAGUCCUGGUGAAGAGCCAUUUUAUACAAGCCAAGGACGCUCUCCAGGAAGUGGCAGUCAGUCAAGUGGAUGGCAUGAAGUGGAGCCAGGAAUGCCAUCGCCAACCACAUUAAAGAAGUCAGAGAAGUCUGGUUUCAGCAGUCCCUCGCCUUCGCAGACCUCCUCCCUUGGAACGGCAUUCACACAGCAUCAUCGACCUGUCAUUACAGGACCCAGAGCAAGUCCGCAUGCAACACCAUCAACUCUUCAUUUUCCAACGUCACCCAUUAUUCAGCAGCCUGGGCCAUACUUCUCACACCCAGCAAUCCGCUAUCAUCCUCAGGAGACUCUGAAAGAGUUUGUCCAACUUGUCUGCCCGGAUGCUGGUCAGCAGGCUGGACAGGUGGGGUUCCUAAAUCCCAAUGGCAGCAGCCAAGGCAAGGUGCACAAUCCAUUCCUUCCUACCCCAAUGUUGCCACCACCGCCGCCACCGCCAAUGGCUAGGCCUGUGCCUCUGCCCGUGCCAGACACAAAACCUCCAACCACAUCAACAGAAGGAGGUGCCGCCUCUCCUACUUCACCAACCUACUCGACACCCAGCACCUCCCCCGCAAACCGAUUCGUCAGUGUUGGACCUCGGGAUCCAAGCUUUGUAAAUAUCCCUCAACAGACACAGUCCUGGUACCUGGGAUAAAAGUCACAGCUUCCCAUCACCCACUGGACAGACCACCUGACUCCUUCCCAACUCUGUAACAUGGAAGCAGCAGCAACACAGUGCAGUUACUUCACGUCAGUGGAAGGAGAGAUGAACAGAUAUCGACAGGAAACAACUAGUACAUGGAAAUGGCAAAUGUUAUGGUCAAUGGCAAAGGCCAUAACUUUUUUGAGAUUUUUUUUAGACACCUUCGGGACUGUUGUGAUUUCUCAUAUGGUGCUGGAAAUGGUUGGGCUUUGUAAUUUUUGAAGUGUUUCAUUGGUAGUGUAAGUAUUAGGUGACACUGGGUAGAACUAGCCUCUGCUGCUGCUUACUGACUCGCUGUUGUAACACACUUUCCAUAUGGAGCCUAACUGUUUUACAGCAUUUUCAUUGAUUUUUUUUUCCCAUGCAGGUUUGAGACUUCUUGAGAAAUCAUGAAACACACUUAAACUGUAACUUUUGUAGUAGCUGAAUUCUGCAAUAUAGAAACGUACAGGACAGACAUAGGGCAUGUUUUUCUGUAACGGAUUGGGAAAAAAUGCAGUUUUUUGUUUUGUUGGGUUUUUUUUACAGUCGAAUACAGUUAGAUACAUAACAUGAAAAAUCUGAGCAUUGUCAACAGGUUUUUUUCCACUCAAGUUGCAGAGUGAUUUAAAACAUCACACUACUACUAUUCACUAAAAAAAAAGAAAAAAGAGAAAAAAGUUUGAAAUGCUGCACUUACAUAACAUUUUUUCAACAAUUUUCAACAAUUACACAAAAAUUCAUGCAGAAAUGGGGAAGUUGGUCUGUUUUGACAGAAACUGACAGGAAUCAAAACAAUCGAAUUUUGAAUUGAGUAAAGUGCAAUUUCAUUGGAUAGCUAAAUAUCUUUGUAAGAUAGAGAUUGUUGAAAAUUCUAUUUUUGUUUUCCAAGUCCUCCCACCCCAGGACUCUAAAGUAUUGGGGUAAAAACAGCCUUGCAAGAAAAAGGGGAGCUAUUUUUGCUUUUUAUGUUUUUUAUUGUUAAACUUGUAUCCCUUUAAAACUGAAGGAAAAUUAAAAAAAAAAAAAAUCUAAUGGUGCUUUUACCACAAUAUGUUAACUACAUUAAAUGCUAAUUAAUCAUUUUCUGUUAUCAAAGCACAUAACUAAAAUUAAAUCAUAAUAUCUGUUAAUUUUAUAAGCUAAAAGUCACUAUAAUGGAUUAUGCCAAUUCUGACAAAUUUUACGUCUUUCCGGCAAUAUGGGGUUUAUCAGUUCUCAGACACCUUGGGAAUCAUGUAGAAUGGUCCAGAAAUUAAAACACCUUUGUGUCCCUGAACUGGUACUUUUUCUGGACUACAAAGAAAACAAUACAGAAACGAAUGCUGAGGUGACAACUUAGCCAGUUCAAAGCAAGGGCACUUGCUGAAAAAAAAAAAAAAAAAAAAGUUUGGACCCCAAACGUCCUGUAUCUUAUGUACAAAAAAAAAAAGAAAAAAAAGAAAAAAAAAGAAAAAAAAAAAGAGUGCAAGUGAUUUUUCCUAUCAGACAGCGGAGCAUCCCUUUGCUUCACAUGUGACUUUAAGAAAGUUUCCUAUACUAUACAUAUAUAUACGUUCUGGUUGGCACGUCCAGCUAAUCAGAGAAAGUCUCUGCAUGUUCUAGUGUUAGUAACUAAUUUUUAUAUAGUUAAUGUAGGGUAAAGUAGAGUGCAUUAAGACACAAUAUUGUAAUCCCUAUUCCAGGCACUUGCCUUUAAACUAUGUUUGUACGGCCCUUCAGAAGGGUUUCUACUACUGUCCUAUACAAUCAAGUAACUGAAAUUCUUGGGAAGACACUUUGCUCCUCAUCUUUUCCCUGAAACAAUGUUUUUUUUUUCUUAAUUUGCACGAAACAAAAAAAAACAAAAACAAAAAAUUCCAUAUCAAUGUGCCUUGCCCUGGAUAGCGAUUAUUUGUGGAAUUGUUGCACAUGUUCCUAUAUUGAAAGGGGUUUUUCCCUAGUCAAGCAUUUGGAGACACUUUUUGUAAAUGUGACUUUUAUGUCAGCCAUUGUCAGUUUCAACAUCUAGAAUUAAAUAGAAUGUUAGUUGUUCCGCAGAUAGGAGUAGUGUUUAUUGUCCUGUAUGGUCAGUGGCAGUGCUAUUCUGAGAUCUGUAGAUGCUAGAUUAUCAGUAUUUUUGGAUGUUGCUGCAUUUUACAUUUUAUUUGGAGUCUUCCUUUUGUUUUGUUUUUCCCAGAUAUAUGAAAAUAUGCAAUACCUGCUUAUAUCAUGUAGAAAAGCUUAGCAAUUAUUAAUUUUUCUUUUAAUUUUUUUUUAUUUGACCAAAGUUGGUGCUGCACUUGACGCAGUGUGUUUUAGGUGUUUGUCUUUGUACUUAUGUGAUUUUGAAUGCACAUGCAGGAAGGGCUCUUCUUAGAGAAGCAGUCAAACUGUGAAGCACUAAGCUGAACCCUGCUUCAAGCAAUUUUUGUUUUACAAUUGUUCCUUUCACAAGCAAGCCUUAAAAAAAAAACAAAAAAAAAAACCUUCCUUUUUCUUCAGAUCCCACACCCAUUUUUAUUCGCAGACUGCAAUCAAGCCACAUUCAACAAAAGUAUAUAAUGCCCAUUUUUAUAUGCACGUUUUUAAACUUCCAAGUUCUGAAAAUUGUUUACUGGUUAUUCUCUAUUUAAGGAAAAAAAUAAAAUGUUUUGGAUUUUCAUAUGUGUCUGAUAAGUGGUUGAGUAGUCAUUUUGCUCUGUUGUAUUGUGUGAUUGUUAGUAUAUGGUAUCACAUCCUCUAGCCAGCAUCCUUUGCCUUCCCUAUAGCACUUAGCUGGGCAUUACUUUAUUAAGACAUAUGUGCACUAAAAAAAUAAUAAUAAAAUUAAAAAAAUAGCAGCUUUCAGUGCUUCACAGUGAAGGGAAAAAAGCCUAGACAAACAUUUUGUCAGAACCUUGCUAUAAGCCAAGGUAUUACCAGUAAAUUGGUUGUAUAUACAAUAAAAUUGCACCCUUUUUUAAACAAAACAAACUUAAGCAAUAGUUUGGGCAGUUAGUUGUUUUUAGUGAGCAUGUUGUAGUCAUGGCUGCAAAGAGAAAGAAUUAAACUGCCCACUCAGAAGAUAUGUAAUUUGUAUGUUGUAUAGUUUUAUUGAUUACACUGAUUUAUUCUACCCUAUUUUAUAAUGCAGGACUUUUGUAAUGUUGUUUAAAUGAGGACAAAUUUCUGUCAAAUUAGCUUAGUGGAAUUUCUGAUUGUUCAUUAUAAAGGCAGCAUUCAUAGAAUUGCUUUUUUUUCCCUUUGGGAACUGGAUUUAAGUUAAAAACUUUCCUGUUUCCGUUUUGUAUGUAUUUAAAUACAGUUAUUUUUCUUCUCUCAAUGGUAUAGCAUAUUCCUAUGCUUGAGAAGUAUAGGCUACUGAAGAACCAUUGUAAAUGGACAGUACAGGUAUGCUGUAUUUUUGAAGGUAUUUUGUCGCAUUAAGUUUGAUGACGCUAAAGUUAGGGAAUUCUGAUCAGAAUUGCAGAAAAAAAUGUUUUAAAGGCUUUAAAACGUUAGGUACGCGGUUAAGGGUGUUAAUCAACAGUGGUUGUAAAGUAUUAAACACAUUAAAUUACAUUUUUGUUCACCUUAUUACCAUGCAGAAAACACAGCAGUUCAGUUCUGUUCAGGUACAGAGAACAAACAGUUUUUUAUUCCUCAAAGUAAAGCAAAAACUGGAGUUCUGAGCAAGACAGCUGCUCGGGGUGUGCAGCCUACAGUAAAGAAAACAUGCAAGAUUCAGGCGGACAGUGUUGGUCCCUAAUUCAGAAUCCGAUUACAUUUCCUUCCCCUUUUAAAUUGUUUUAUUAGUUUGUUAAAAAAUAAUGCAACCAACUUUUAUUCCCUCUCCACUCCAUCUCUGGAAAUUUUGUCAGACACAAAUACUGACCCAUACUCAACUCCUUCCUCCCCCACCCCAUUCCCAAAUUUAAAGGUUUAAAAAUCUCUUGUCAUGAAUUGCCUCCACGAGUUCAUUGCUCUCUUUUUGAACUAGGGUACUUGCUUUUGUUGUGCUGUGCACCCCAGCAAUGCCAUUCUUUAUUCCUCGUCCUUUAUCAUAAAACAUACGGGCUACAGUUAGGCAGCCAUGGCAUAUUUUGUCUCCGCUCUUUAUUCCCCCCUCAUCCCUCCUCUCUUGAGGUUGAAGGGUAAAGGAAACACAAACUUUCCUCAACUCCGCAGUAUUCAGUCAGCCCACAGGAAUAUGCAAAAUCUCUCUAACUUUGUUUUUCUUUCACUAUUUGUUUUUGUUCCAUAUAUUUUGCAGCUUCCUAGUAACAGUGUUAUAAAAUAUUUGCUGUACAAAAAAACUACAAAAAACCCCAGAUACAUAGCCUAAAAUAGUAUUUUUUUUUCCCCUUGUGGUGAUUUUUUUUAAAAGAAUGUCAGUUAAUAUUGUACUUUGCAUUGUGUCUCUGGAAAUAUCUUCUUCUUUUCUUUUUUUUUUUGGUUAAGAAGGCCUCCAUCGAACAAAAUUAAAAACACAACCGGCAUGAUAAUGUAAGGAGAGCUUCAAUGGCACCUAAAAACUGAACAAACAAAUCUCAUGAGAUCUGGUGGAGGAAGGUCUCAUGAAGUGAACGCUGCCUGCUAGGCAGGAUUUUCAUCAAAUCAGUCUUGCAAUGCCAAUUUUGUCUUGAAGUCAAUGCAUGUAUUACUGUUUGACAGUAAACCCGGCUAUGCCAUCAUCAAGUCCAAGGCUGUGCAAUAGUCUAAUUAGUAUCGAGUACAUUUUCCUUUUAUUUUUUCCAAUAAAAUAGCAGUGGGAUGAAAAUUGCUUUGAUAUAUAGCAGGUAACAUUGAAGCUAUUCCAUAGCACUUAACUGUAGUGAAUACUGUGUCACCAAUUCUGAAAUCAAUUUAAUGUUUAAUGCAAAUCCAUUACAUGGUGCUAUUACAGGCUGGCAAAAUGAUUUACAAAAAUGUGACAACUUGGGCUCAAUUCACUCUGCUUUCCAACAAUGUAAAUGCAUAGCAGUGUUUAUCUGCAUGAGAACUAUGCACUAAUCUAUCUGAAAAAAAAAAAGAAUAUAUCAACUUUGGUAUCUACUUUCCGUUUACUUAAAUCCUUGCCUUUUUGGUCAUUGUUAUAAUGCCAGCUUUAGGACAGAAAGAAGUAUAAGAAAACCAGCAUAAUACCUGAUAUAUUAAAAUGUAGUGCCUGUGAAAUCUGUAUUAUAUUGCUCUUCUGAAGUAAGAUUUUUUCUACACCGGUAGCCUUCGCUGUCUGUCAGAACCUUCUGAUAUAGGUGAUGUAAAAUAACCGUACAAUAUUAAUGCAUGCUAUUCCAUAAUGCUUAGUGAGCUGUAUGAAUAUUACUCAAAGUUAUGUUAGUCUUUUUUUCUGACUUGGUUCUUGUCAGAUAGGUUUAAAGAUGUUUCACUGAGAACGCAAAUUCUGUCUUUUCUUGAUUUGGGGUGUUUUCAGUAUUUUGGAGGUAUACAUUUACUUAAAUUCAGUAUUACUUGUGUUGUUUUUUUUUCUUUUUCCUAGAGGGCAGGCAUGGGUAUUGAGACCAGAAAUCCGUGCCUGGUAAGAUGUUUGUCUCAAAAGCUACCGUAAGAAUUCCAAGAGAACAUAUGUAUAAAGUUUAAAUUUAAAGGAUAGCUCUCAAACCCAUAACGGAAAGCGCUUUCUGAAUGGGCAGUGUUUAACCAGGUACCCAUGCUUGACCCUUUUUCACAUCAGACCUCCUCAUCUAAAAGGAAAAAUCCUUAAAAAAAAGAGAGAGAGAAAGAAAAAGAAAAA